CGCAUGUGAAGCCGCUGUCGUCAUAGCGACAGCAUUGUGAGAUACCCGAGUUGGUUGCUGGCGCAGAGCCGAGACGGAGGAGGGGAGGAAGCCGCCGCAGAGGAGGCAGAGAGUCAUUCGUUUUUCAUCAUGCCGAGAAAAAGGGACUUGUCAACAGAUGAAGUUGAGAUUGAUCUGGAGGAUGAUGCCAGUGAUGGCGACGACGGUGACAACCGCAGGCAAGGCAACAGGAGGCAAGCCACUGGAAGAACCACCGCAAAGGCGAGACCCCGUGGCAAAAAAACAGCCGUUGAAGAAGAAGAUGAAGAGGAGGCUGAGGCUCCUCGGACAAGAAGAGGUGCAAACGCAAAGAAGCCGACCAAGAAACGCGGAGGUGACGAUGAUGAGGACGAUGAAAGUGAAGAUGAGGGCCCCAAGAAGAAGAAGCGGGGGGGAGCUGCCAGUAAGAAAAAAGGAGGAAAAACAUUGGACAGUGAGGAGGAGGACAGUGAGGAGCAGAAGGGGAAGAAGGGGAAAAAGGGAGGAGGAAAGAAAGGUGCAAAGGAGGAGGAGGACAGUGGAGCCAAGAAAGGAGAUGCCAAAGGAAAAGACAAAAAGAAGAAGAAGAAAGAAGAAAGUUCAUCCGACUCCAGUUCAAGCUCCGAUGAGGAUGAGGAAUCCUUGUCUGAGGGAGAGAUGGCCCUGCUGAUGGAGGAGGUGGAAGAGAAGAAGAAGCUGAUAUCCACCAUCAGGAACAAACCCUGGAGGAUGAAGAGGCGACUCACACACCUGAAGGAAGCUCAAGACUUUGUGGAUAAAUUUGAAGGAGCUCUCGGCAAAGGAAAAGGCAGGAAGUGGUACGCCUACAAAGUCAUGAUGACAAAGAAAUGGAUUAAGUUCCAGAGGGACUUUGAAAAUUUUAAAACGGCCUGCAUUCCCUGGGAGAGGAAGAUCAAAGAGGUGGAAAGUCACUUUGGGUCCUCUGUGGCUUCUUAUUUCAUCUUCCUGCGCUGGAUGUACGGGAUGAACCUCGUCAUGUUCGGUUUCACUUUCGGACUGGUGGUCAUUCCUGAGGUUUUGAUGGGCCUUCCGUACGGCUCCAUUCCCAGGAAGACCGUUCCCAGGGCAGAACAGGCGACUGCUCAAGACUACUCUGUCCUCAUGGACUUCAAUGGAUAUUGCAAGUAUUCAGUCCUGUUCUACGGCUAUUACAACAACCAGAGGACCAUCGGCUUGCUGAAGUUCAGGCUGCCUCUAGCCUACCUCAUGGUUGGGAUUGGAACGUUUGGCUACAGUUUGAUGGUCGUGAUCCGCACAAUGGCAAAGAAUGCAGACCUCGGCGGUGGGGAUGGAGAAGACGGAGAGUUCACCUUUGCCUGGAAGAUGUUCACCAGCUGGGAUUACCUCAUCGGAAAUGCGGAGACUGCGGACAACAAGUAUGCGUCCAUCACCACCAGCUUCAAGGAGUCAAUUGUGGACGAGCAAGAGAACCAAAAGGAUGAGAACAUUCAUCUGAGGAGGUUCCUCAGGGUCCUCGCUAACGUCCUCAUCACCUGCAGCCUCGGCGGGAGCGGGUACCUCAUCUACUUUGUGGUGAAGAGGUCUCAGGAGUUUGCCAAUAGGGACGAUCUCAGCUGGUAUGAGAAAAAUGAGUUGGAGAUCAUCAUGUCUCUACUUGGCCUUCUGUGUCCUCCGCUGUUCGAAACCAUUGCCGAGCUGGAGGAUUACCAUCCUCGGAUCGCCCUCAAGUGGCAGCUGGGACGCAUCUUCGCUCUUUUGCUGGGAAACCUCUACACGUUCCUCUUUGCCCUCUUUGACGAGGUCAACACCAAGCUUGAAGAAGAGCAGUCCAUCAAGAACGCGACCAUACUGGCUUUGAAGGAAUAUUACGCCAAUUACACCCGCCUGGUUAAUGACACCGAGGCCACCCCGCCCCCCAUGAACCCCGCUGAUGUGAUCCGAGGACCCUGCUGGGAGACCGCUGUUGGCAUCGAGUUUGUGAAGCUGACCGUGUCGGACAUUCAGGUCACCUACCUGACCAUCCUGAUCGGUGACUUUGCCAGAGCCGUCAUCGUGCGUUUCCUCAACUACUGCUGGUGCUGGGACCUGGAGGCCGGAUUUCCAUCAUAUGGAGAGUUUGACAUCAGCGGUAACGUUUUGGGACUUGUCUUCAAUCAAGGAAUGAUUUGGAUGGGGGCGUUUUAUGCUCCCGGUCUGGUCGGCAUCAACGUCCUGCGCCUGCUCACGUCCAUGUACUAUCAGUGUUGGGCUGUGAUGGCGACCAAUGUCCCUCAUGAGAGAGUCUUCAAGGCCUCCAAAUCCAACAACUUCUACAUGGGUCUGCUGCUCCUCAUCCUUUUCCUGAGUUUGUUGCCGGUGGUCUACACCAUCAUGACCCUCCCGCCCUCAUUUGAUUGCGGGCCCUUCAGCGGGAAAGCCAAAAUGUUCGACGUGAUCAUUGAGACCAUCGACCUGGACCUGCCAGCCUUCAUAGGGACACUGUUUGGCUACGUAGCAAACCCAGGCCUCAUCAUCCCAGCUGUUUUGCUCAUGGUACUCGCCAUCUACUAUUUGAACUCUGUCUCGGAGGCGUACAAAAACUCCAACUUGGAUCUGAAGAAGAAGAUGCAAAUGGCUCGCGAUGAAGAAAAGAACCGGAGGAACAACACGGACAGCACCAACGAGGUUAUGAAAGACUUGGAGGACCUGCUGCCAAACCGCUCUCUGGCCCCACCUGCUCCCGCACCGGAGUCUGAAAAAAAGACAUCAUCGGAUCCAAAGCCGAUGAAGACAAAACCCGGAGCAGUUGGGAAAGGCGUGCCCCUUCAGAAAGACGUUGCACUUGCAACAUCCAAUCCCGCCACUCGAGGGCAAGUCGUUCGACAGCCUGGACCAAGAGGACCUGGGCGAGGUCGCGGGAGAGGACCCCCUCCGAGAUAAUGACAUCACCAUUCUUUGCCAUAUAUCACCAGUUGUCGUCACCACAGGAGAGGCUCGAACGUGAACUGUGGAAUUUGACCCAUGGGGGUGAUAAUUCGGCCCUUUUUACUUAAAAUCUGUAAAAAAUGUCAGUGGCUGUUCCGAUGAUCCACUAAAAUGCAUCUCCUCCUUUAUUACAUAUCCAGUUUAAAUCCAAUUUAAAAAAAAAAAGAUGCUUUCGUGGGAUAUCCCUUCAGAACAAUUCGGUCUGCUCAGUGUCAUGUCUAAUGGUUUAUUGUUCUACUUCUAAUAAUCUUCUUGUAACUGUUUGCUUGGAUCCAAUUUGCUCAUGCCCUCAGUAGGUUCUUACAUGGAACAUCAUCCCAGUACACAUUUGGUCCACUUGCGCAUAGUUGCAGUUUCCGGCAUGUGGAUUGCGUGUGGCUGCAAAAGGACAUCAUUGUCAAUUUUGCAUCAAGGAAGGCAACAGUUUUGAAAUUUCACUUUCUCAUUUUUACCCCCCCCCCCCGCUCCAAAAAAAAAAAAACCCAAUCAGAUUCUCACUAAUUGUUUUGCUUCACAUGGGACACAAUUAGGCUUUUUUCCAUUCGUUUUGCUUCCUGAAGUGUAUUUGUGCUAUAUUCUUCAUAAUUUAUAAUUCAGUAUAUUUUCAACUAAAUACAGUCCAUUCCAGUGUU
Molecule: messenger RNA, 3596 nt
Organism: Hippocampus comes (tiger tail seahorse)
Lineage: Eukaryota; Metazoa; Chordata; Actinopteri; Syngnathiformes; Syngnathidae
Gene: tmc2a
Product: transmembrane channel-like 2a
Exons: 20
Coding region: 130-2919 (929 amino acids)
Biological process (GO): vestibular reflex; detection of mechanical stimulus involved in sensory perception of sound
Cellular component (GO): plasma membrane
Molecular function (GO): mechanosensitive monoatomic ion channel activity
Source: RefSeq, a predicted model, not a curated record